UUGUCUUGAUAGAUUUUUCGCUGAGCUAAAGGUCGUUCACGAACAAUUUUAUUCGUCAAAAAAUAAAAUUGCUUUUACAUUGCAAUAAAGUGCUGUGAAAAUCAUUUUCCUUGGAAAAAACAGUGUUAGGAAAAUAAUAAUACUUAAUAUCAAUCAAAAUUUCAAUUUUAAAAAAGCCGAGUUGCUCUCCUAGAAAUACAUAACAUCAUUUUCAAUUAGACACAUUCAUUUCAGUACAAAUUCAUAUUUACGUCAGAAAAUAUUUCAGGAAGCUUUGAAGAUAAGGUUGAAAAACCUUAAAGAAAAAUCCAUCGGUACGAAUAGCUCUUGAUUUUUAUUUCAACUGAAAGACUAAACUAAUAAUACGUGUGAUAGAAUAUCAUAAACAAAUAUGCUUAUAAACAACCCAGAAGCGCUUAAAAAUUGGCUUGUGAUAAUACUGGAGCCGCUUUGUGAUGCUGAUUCAUCUGCACUAGCCCGGUAUGUUUUGGCUCUUCUUAAAAAAGAAAAGCCUAUAAAUGACUUGAAAAACGUUAUGGUCGAGCAGUUAGACGUUUUUUUAGCCGAAGAAACAAAACCCUUUGUAGAGCGUCUGUUCAAUGCAAUUACAUCAGAAGAAUAUAUACCCGUUAUGCCCUUGCCAGCCACUGAACAUGCGGCUGAGAGUAUUCCUGCCGCAGCCAUAAUUGGUACUGACAGAGAACUUACACCACCAUUAGAUGAUGUGAGUAAUGAUAGUCUUCCUGAUGACACGAUACUCAUACCCACCACACUCUUAUUGCAGACUAAAACCAAAGAAUUAUUUAAUAAAAUCGAAGAAAGCAACAGUACUCCAUCAACGGGUGAAGCUGUCACAGAAAACUUGGCUACUGAAUGCACGGCAACAGAAAUAACAUCUCCAUCUUCGUCGUCGGUACCAAUUGCACCUCCACCUCCACUAAUGGGUCCUACCAAAAGUGUAAGUCCAUUCAAAGCAACUUCAGAUAAGGAAAACCAACCUCGUGAAGCCCGGCGUCGAAGAGCCUCCCUCAGAUCCAGAUCUCGUUCACGAUCAAGGUCUAAUGAACGCAUAUCGCGCAGGUCAAGGUCGCGAGAUCGUCGACAAAAUGAACGAGAGAAGAAUACUCGCCAAUUUAGAAAUAAGUCUCCACCUUUGCAUGGUGACAGAAGGGAUAGGAGAGCUCCUGAUCGCAGACGUGGAACUCAUAUGAAUGAUGAGAGAUCUCCCAGAGUAGGUUUCGCCACAAAAAAUCGGACAAAAAGUCAUUCAGCAUCCCGUAGUAGAUCACCUUCAAUAGAAAGACGCAAGGGAGGAGGAUCACCGCCGGGUGGCGUUAACAACAGGUCACCAGUUUACUGUAAUGAAAAUUUAAAGAGACAACGUUGUCGUGACUUCGAUGAAAAGGGUUACUGUGUUCGUGGAGAAACAUGUCCAUGGGAUCAUGGAAUAAAUCCAGUAGUUUUUGAGGGAAUAAAUAAUUCUGCAUUGAUCAGUAUGUCUUUAAGAGAAUAUAACCCAGACGCACCGGAUCUUUGGUCCCGUGGAUCAUCUUCGGCAGCGCCCUCUGGGGGAAACACUGCAAAUACCAGUAGCGGAACAGUUGGAAAUCCAUUCAGUUCUGGCCCACGUAAUAGUUUCUCACACAAAGGUGGCACUGGAGCUUUAUCUGGUGCAUACCCUCGUGGCACCGGUGGAGCUGGUUUUCGUCCUUCAGUGCCGAUUUUUCCCUUUCCUCUUAAUUCGGCAGCUACCCCUCUUCAAAGAGAGUUGAUCCCAGUGCCAGUAGUUGAUGCAAAUGGCUCCGGCGGAGACAUUUCAGCAACACAGUCAAAGCGUCGUUUUGAGCUAGAAGACAGCGUUGCCAUAGCAGAGGGUCCAACCAAGCGUAAACUACCGCUUUCAAGUCGUCUUGGCCCACGUAUUACGAAUAUUCAAAAUAAUUGCUCUUUAGAAUUGCGCAAGGUACCACGAGGAAUGAAUACUAUUGCCCAUCUGAAUAAUCAUUUCGCAAAAUUCGGAAAAAUAGUCAAUAUUCAAAUUUCCUAUGAUGACGAUCCAGAGGCUGCCAUUAUUACAUUCUCAACUCAUGCUGAGGCAAAUGUUGCCUAUCGUAGUACAGAAGCCGUCUUAAAUAACCGAUUCAUCAAGGUGUUUUGGCAUAGUCAGCAGGAAAGUAUGGCUGGAAGUGCAGGCAAUACACAGAUGACCACCCUCAUGAAAGAUGAUGGUGGUGCAGCUGCCCCGGUCAAUGGUAGUGUACGCAAAAACUCUCAAUAUCACCUAAGUAACAUUUCGGCUGUUCCCACUCCGUCUGCGGACGCAGCCAAAACACCAUUAUCUAUGCCAACCACCCCAGCCACGCCAACACCAGCCACGACAACGGCUUCUAAUUCGCCGACAAUCGUCGCAGCGGCCCAUGUUCCACCACCAUCGCUGCGAGUAAAAAAUAAUACUCAACGUGUUACGCAAGCAACUACGGCUAUUAUCCGCAAAAAACAGGAAGAACAAGCUAAAGCAGUUGUUCAAUUAGCUAAUGGUUUACGAAAACGCAAACACGAGCUUCUCCAAGGUUACGUAAAGCAAAUGAAAUCGGCUGUUGAACUCGUUGAACGCUGUGAACCUACAGAUCCACAACGUAUUAAGACUGUAGAAACCAUAAAAAUUCUUCAAGCUACUAUCGACAAGCUAAGGAAGGAAAUAGCUACGGAACAAGAGCAAAUGGCUGCACAGAUCCAAAACCAACAGCCUCCCUUGAAAAAAACUAAGGAACAACAGAAAAAGGAACUUCUCGAUAUAGAACUUGAGCUUUUUGCACAGCAACAAGAGGGAAACGACACAACAGCCAUACAAAAACGUUUAGAAGAUCUUCAACGUAGCUUAGGAGUUGGAUCUAGUACUAAGCCACACUUUCCAUUAAGCGGAACAAGGACUAAUAAGCAUGUUCGUCCACAAUUACCAGCGGCCGGGUCAACUAGUGUUGACAGAAGACCGAAAUCAAUUGUCGUUACCGGCUUUUCGAGCGAAGACUGUGAUUUAGUAUUGGCUCAUUUCAAGAGUUUCGGUGAGGUCAUGAAACACGAUAUAGACAAGUCUAUUCCACAGCUUAUAGCUACCUAUGCUACUCGCUCCAAUGCUGAACAAGCAGUCCUUCGCGGAAAGGUCUUUAAAGACAAGCGUUUACAAAUUGCCUGGGCACCCAUAGUUCAAACUUCUACAUCACAAAUACUUAGCAAGUCUUUCUCGGAGAACAACAACGCGGACAACAAGUCAACCGAUAAAACCAACACAGGCAACACUAACGUUACCAGCGACAUGGACACUACUGACACUCUGCCAGAACUUCGCCUUGAAGAUGAAGAAGAGGAAGAUGAGUCUGAGGAUCGUUCUUGGCGUCGUUGAUAGCGCUACAUCUAUAUAUAUGUAGGCUCUAAAAUCACCUUUACAUAUGUAGUUGCAACACCGAUCAGUCGUUUAACUUCUUCAUGACUGAUACAAAACAUGUUUUAUAAUUAAAAUGAUUACAAACCAACCUAUUAUAAUAUAAUUGCGAAACGCUUUUUAAAAUAUAUAUGUAAACAAAAAUACAAAUGUAGUUAAACAAAAAAAAAUAAGCGUGCUCAGCAAAACACCUAGACUAUGAGAUAUAUAAAUUAUAUAAGAAUAUUAUAUAUAAUGAUGUAAAUGUAAAUUUAAACAUUUUUUUUAGAAAAUAAUACUUAGUGAAAAUAAAUUAAAGUAGUCUGUAUGUUAGUGAAUAACAUAGAGUCUAAAGAAUAAUACAGUUCUUUUAAGAACAAGUAAAACAAAAGCGUAAGAAUAUUAGUAUUGCCGUAUGAAUUUCUAAUGAAGGCUCAUUUAUGUAUAAAAAUAAACUUUUUCUUUUUAACAAAAAUAUAUUUUCGCAUCCAUUAAAUCGAGUCGACAUUUAAAAUAUUUGUUUGCAAGAUAAAAACAAAAAUUGUUAUUAAUUUUAUUUAAUUUUAUUAAUGAAACAUAAAAUAUUAUAUUCUAAAGAGAAAAGAAAUGAACAUGAACUAAAAAAAAAACAAAAA
Messenger RNA from Eupeodes corollae, 4053 nucleotides. RefSeq names its product zinc finger protein swm (gene swm). Gene Ontology annotation, cellular component: nucleus. NCBI's taxonomy places the organism in Eukaryota, Metazoa, Arthropoda, Insecta, Diptera, Syrphidae. The transcript has 5 exons. Gene Ontology annotation, molecular function: RNA binding; metal ion binding. The coding region runs from base 392 to 3400 and encodes 1002 amino acids. The record is from RefSeq and is a predicted model, not a curated record. Gene Ontology annotation, biological process: mRNA processing.